AUCAAACGACACAGCUGGAGCAAAUGCUUCUCUGAUGGUUAGAGUCUGUUUCGUACACAUCCUCAUCCUAUCCCACUGGAGACUGGUGGACGGUUCUUAGGAGCCACAGAACACUGCACAUGCACUAAGACCAACACACUGCAGCCAACGCUGCUACCAGAAAACUAGCUUUUGACGCGGGGAUUCUGCGGAACACAGUUGUUCUGGCGGGCAUAGGACGGAGACUAGUCUCGCUGGACGGCUGGGGUCGCAGUUGUCCCUAGGAUGACAUAAGAAGUUUCGAGUUAUUCUGGGGCAGGUCGUCAUUAGUACCAAGGAAGCCGUGUAUCGGUGAUCAGGGCGAGCUCUUGGAGGCUACUUUAGAGGAAACAGCUGUAGAUAAAAAAACAUUAGCAACCUUUUUUUCGCCAGAAACGCGUCAGAAAGCGAGGAGUUGCUCGUGGUGGUGUCGAGGAAUAGAGGAAAGCGGGGUAGAGAAGACACCAGCGCGGGGAGUCGUUAUUUAUGGGACGCUUGUAGCACGGCUCGACAUGGAGACACGAUGCGGGUGCGGGUAGCGGCGAUUGACACGCGUCCGCAUUGGUAGUAACACCUUAUCGCCGGGCAGAGGCGUUUCUAUCGGCGCAUUCCUUAAAACGCAUUUAUUAAACCGCGUGUCGCAUCGCAGAGGGGCGUGGCCUGCAUAAAGGCGUCACCACUGGGGGUUUUCCUCGCCCUCGCUAUCCGUCCAGUCUAACUGGCCACCCUCGCCCAUUCGGGCUGUCCAUUCAGCAACCUCCCGCACACUCAGACCUAAUCGGCGUUUCUCAGGCCCGAAUCGCGUAGCUCUCCACACCAAUCACAUCCCGCCAUUGGCAUUUCUUUCGACGCGCCCUAAAUCGGUCAAAGGCUGCAGCCUUCCGUCCUAGUUUGUGCUUCUGCCUGAGCCGCCCUAAACUAUGGACUCCCAGACGUUGCUGCAGCGCGCCAAGUCGCGGCGGCAGCCGGACGAGGCGCAGCAGCUGCUGCCCACGUGUCCCAUGGUAUACGCGAUAAUAGACGAAGCGAGUCUAGAAGAAGCCGCUGCUGCCAACGCCGCCGCCACCGCUGCCGCAGCCGCCGCCACUGCAGCAGCUGCUGCGGCGGGGGGAGCUUCCGCCGGCUCCCCACGCUCCACUGAUGCCGCUGUUGGCGGGGGAGCGGUCGGGGGAGGAGGGAGUGUAGGAUCAGCGGGGUCUCUAAGAGGACUGGGUGAAGGCAAUCUAAGUUUCGGAGGGGGGAGCGGUAGAUCCGCCAAGCAGUCGUGGGAUUUAAGUAGCGAUGGAGGGGGCAGUGGGAGGAGAGCGGGAGGCGGAGGAGGAGGGUUAGGAGGAGCGGAAAGGGCGGCGGUAUUACGGGCGCAGAUGUCGUCAUUAUCACUAGCAGUGGAGUGCUUGCUGAACACAGCAGUGGUCACGCUAGAAGGCACGUGGACCGUCUCCUCCAAUGGCAUUGCGCCACGUUGCGAGUGGCUGUUCGCGCUGCCCAUCAACCACAAGGUGAGCGUGUCAUCCGUCGAGGUGGUUACCACCGACUCCCAUUUCUUCACCACGGCCAUUGUAACCAAAGAAGAAGCAGAAUCAGCAGCCGCCUCAUCCGCCCACCCCCACCCCCACCACCACGACCCCUCCCCUCACCACCACCACACAUCCUCCACCUCCUCCUCCUCCUCCUCUUCCUCCUCUGUCUCUAACUUCCUUGCCCGCGUGGGCUCUGGUCGGCUAGGCUCCGGGGUGUCCCUCGGGGGAAGCGGAGGGGGGGGGGAGAGGGGCAGCGGCGGGGGCCUACUGAAGCGGCUGAGCAGUGGCAAGUCAACCGCAAACGGGUCAAGCGGAAGCCUGGACCUCACAGACCAAAGCGGGGGGCUGCUGGGCGGGAAAGGCGCGGUGGACUUCUCCCUGCUGGGGAGCGCAGGGGAAGGGCUGCAGAGAGCAGGCGUGCUGCUCCAGGAGAGUGGCGGCGACUUCAACCCCGCCAUGUUCCGAAUGAGGCUCCCGGCCGUGCAGGAGGGCACGCAGGUGAAGGUGCGGGUGUCGUAUGUGGAGACGAUGGCGGUGCGCGCGGGGUACUAUGAGGUGGUGGUGCCGCUGCUGGUGCCAGAUGCCGUGGUGCCCAGCCACCUGGAGCUGGUGGAGGUGGUGCAGGUUAGCUGCGCCAUCAACAGCGGCCACACGCGGCCCCUCAAAGUUGGGGACUUCAACCACCCCAUGAAGGUGAUGUUUGUGGAGCUGGGCCGGGCGUCCUUCACGGGCUUCCCUGCCAGCACCACUCCCGAUGGCAAGCCCUGCGUGUGGCCCAACGCUGACUUCGUCCUCUCCUACCAGGUGGUGUGUGAGGACGUGGCAGCGGCCAUGCUAGUGCAGGCGCCCUACGAGGAGGAUCCCGACACACGAGCCAUCUUCUGCCUCUCCGUCUGCCCGCCCGACCCCUGCCAACUGCCUGUGUACGGGCGCGCAGUGGUCUUCAUCCUCGACAGCCACAACGCCAUGCGCGGGCGCGCCAUGGAGGAAGCCCGGCGCGCGGUGAUGGCGGCGCUGAAGCGGCUGAGCCCCGCGGACAGCUUUGGCAUCAUCGCGUUUGACUACGAGCUGCUGGUGUUCGCCGAGGCCAUGGAGAGCGGCACCGCCGAGGCCGUCAAGAAGGCCAGCAAGUUCGUGCUGCAGGCGUAUGACACUGAUGAGGCGUGCAACAUACUCUCGCCGCUGCAGCUGGCGCUGAAGAUGCUGAAGGGCGUGCGGGGCAUGCUGCCGCAGAUAGUGCUGCUGAGCGACGCAGCGGUGGAGGACGAGCGCUCCAUCUGCUGCUACCUGCAGGAGGCGCUGCUCGAGUGGGGGCCCAACGCCCCCCGCAUCUUCACCUGCGGCAUCGGUCCCAGCUGCAGCUACUACUUCCUUCGUUGGAUAGCGGGUGUCAGCAGAGGCGCCACUGAAUUCGCCUUCACUGCUGACGAGGUGCGCAAGAAGGUGGAGCGUCUGCUGCUGGCAGUGUCUCGUCCGCUCAUCACCAACAUCACCAUCCGAGACAUGCCUGCAGGCUUCCAGCUGGUGCCCUUCCCCAUCCCAGACCUGUAUGCAGCAUGCCCAGUGACGGUAUCCGGGCGGCUGGAGGGCGAUGUGCCUCUGGCUCUGGAGCUGCGGGGGGUGCGGGCCAACGGCGCACCGUGGAAGGCCAAAGUGCCUGUGGUCGAGGCUGCCACGCUGCCGCUGUCCACGGUGGGCAUACGGGAGCACACGGACCUCAUGACAGCGGACGCAUGGCUGCAACGGGACCCCGACCUCGAGCGAGGGGUGGCGCGCAUGAGUCAGACAGUGUGUGUGCCCAGCCACUUCACGCGCAUGGUGCUCUUUGAAACCAACCGCGCCAGCUACGACGCCCUGCAGCAUGACCGCAUACAGGGCAAGGACCUCAAGGUGCGCACAUACACCGACCCUCCCUCCGCGCCGGUGUCCAUAGUCCCGGGCCUCGUGAUUGGGCUGGGCGGGCCCGCCGUGGCACAGAAGCAGGUGAGCCAGCUCCAGCAGGAGCAGCAGCAGCGCGGGCCGGGGGGGCUGCUGGGGGAGGUGUUAGAGGAGGAGGAGGAGGAGGGGGAUCUGCUGCUGCAGAGCCGGCAGGGGAGAACGCUGGGCCUCCUGGGAUCCAUCAUGUCGUGCUACCGGCCCAACAGUGGCUCUGGGUCUGGGCCCAAGAAGAGAUGAUGCUGAUGAUGAUGGCCAAGGGGUGGAGCGAGGGAUGGGAUGGGACGUGGUGAGAGGGGAAAGUGGGGUGGGGAGGGGGAUGAGGGGAUGGGAUGGAUGGUGAGACGCAGGGACAGGUGGUAGCAGCCUGGCUGGCACGCAAGCUAACACGUGGAUUGCAGUGUAGUUCGCUCUUGGAAAAAUCUCACGGAAUGAUGAUAGCGGCUAAUUUAUGGAUGGAUGGAAAUCAGUGGUGGUUAGGUUUGUAUUAUUAUUGGCUGUGGGCGGUGGCGGCAAGCUGGGAUGUAAUGGGCAUAGGAAAUGAUGUCGUCUCGUUUGCUAUUCCAGCAACAACCUUGUUUUUCGGGUACAUGACAUGUACGUUCCUUCAACUGCUAUGUUUGUAUGGUAUGGAGGCUUCCUUCCAGCUUGUGCACAAGGGAUUUGG
This is a messenger RNA of Closterium sp. NIES-67, 4140 nucleotides long. The record is from the annotation of a GenBank genome assembly. Lineage: Eukaryota; Viridiplantae; Streptophyta; Zygnematophyceae; Desmidiales; Closteriaceae.